Messenger RNA from Solanum pennellii, 820 nucleotides. RefSeq lists its product as uncharacterized. Bases 165 to 629 code for a protein of 154 amino acids. The transcript has a single exon. The record is from RefSeq and is a predicted model, not a curated record. NCBI's taxonomy places the organism in Eukaryota, Viridiplantae, Streptophyta, Magnoliopsida, Solanales, Solanaceae.
AAGAAAAUAUUUGUAUACAAAGUUGAAGUGGUUGAACAAAAACUUUUCCCCCAAAAAUGCAAACAACCCCCUUAACCUUCCACACCAAACAAAGCCACCCCAAUAAUUUCUCAAAUUCAAGUAGUCUUAUUUACAAACACCAUAGCUAACAAAACCAUCUAAUAAUGGAUCCUUCUCCUCCUCAAGAUGAUUUUAGCUUCCCAACAAUCACCAAUACACCGCCGCGAUUCCUUGAAUCACCACCUUUAUGGAGAACAACGUUAGUUGCCUCUAGUCACCUCCAGAAUAACUCUGAUCAUGAUCAUGAAGAAAAAUUGGACAUGUCUCCAUUAAUAUCCAAUAAGUCUAAUUACAUCAACCAAAGAAAGAGCUUCUCACACAUAGAAGGUGUUCUUGCCAUGAGGAGAAUGAUUGAAGAUGAAGAUGAAGAAGAAGAAGAGGAGAAAAUGGACAUGUUAUGGGAGAAUUUGAAUGAAGAAAUGUCUAACAAAAUUAUGACAAAGACUUCAUGUGGGAAAAAUACAAAGAAGGUGGAAUAUAAAUGUGUUAAAUCUUUGAAUCUUUCCAAAGCAAGCAAAAGGCCAAGCUUGGUGGUUCUCAUCAAAGUCUUGAAAAAGGUGUUCUUGUAAUUUCAUACUUAAUUAGCUUCUUCAACUUCAUUCAAGAAAACUAAACUUUGAUCAAUAUUUUGCAUCUCUUCCUUUAAUUAAUUUAAUUUGUUGCACAUAAUCUCUUUUUGAGUUUUCUUUGUAUUUCUUAUGCCCCAUCACUACCCUCUAGUUGUAAGAUAUUUUGUAAUAUAUAGAUGUUUUAAAUUGAA